Molecule: messenger RNA, 3340 nt
Organism: Colletes gigas
Lineage: Eukaryota; Metazoa; Arthropoda; Insecta; Hymenoptera; Colletidae
Product: bestrophin-4-like
Exons: 11
Coding region: 610-2628 (672 amino acids)
Molecular function (GO): chloride channel activity
Source: RefSeq, a predicted model, not a curated record
UCGUGUCAAUAUCUGCGCUCACGCACAACAAAAUGUUUACAGUAAAUAUUUACAGUAAUUCACAGGGACAGUGAUGCGGCAGUAUACGUAUUAAUUUUUAACUAUAAUACAAUCGUGACAAAAGCAUCGUGUGUUAACGCAUCGAUUAUAUUGCGCACAUUGUAAUUAAUUGGAAACCAACAAUUUAAUCCUUCGAGUGCAACGGUCUCGAACUUUCGAGCGGUUAGUGAAUGAACAUAACGCGUGCGGUGAACGUCUAUGGACGUUUUGCGAGCAUGAUUAACACGCAUAAUUAUCAACAACCCUCCAUACACGGCGUAUAGUCUGUGAUCAACAUUUAACAACGAAAAAAAUUGUAUAUACAAUGGGCUUACAAAUAGUGAACUCUGUGUUGGACAAAACAUUGUGGAUAGCUGACACGGUGAACCUUUUAUAUUAAACCGAGACAAUGCUUUAUUCUACCACAUUUUCAUUCCACUAAGCUUCAGGUUACUUAAGGCGAAGCUUACAAUAACAAUGAAAAGGAGGAAAUUAUUAUUCUUACGGCAAAGUUACUUUGUUUUGAAUUGAACUUUCAUUACGAAACUGACAAUUACCGAAUGAACAAAAAUGACGGUCUCGUACCAGUCUCAAAUCGCUAAUUCCACAAGAUGUGGAUUCACCAAACUCUUAUUUAUGCGGAAAGGUUCACUUUACAAGCUAAUCUACAGGGAACUUAUCCUAUUUCUAAUGCUUUUUGGCGCGUUGUCUACUAUCUACCGGCAUCUACUUACUUCAGCACAAAAAAAGGACUUCGAGAAGGUUGUUCUUUAUUGUGAUAAUUUUAUUAAUUUAAUUCCAUUAAGUUUCGUUCUUGGAUUCUACGUAUCCUACGUUGCUCAGAGGUGGUGGCAACAAUACCAAGCGAUACCUUGGCCUGAUAAAGCGAUGCAUUUAAUUGCGUUAUAUGUUACGGGGAACGACGAGUACAGUCGUAUGCUUCGAAGAGCGCUCAUGCGUUACUUAAAUCUUUCUUUAAUACUCGUUUUGCGAUCGAUCAGUUCGGCAGUGAAAAAACGAUUUCCAACGCUCGAACACGUCGUUGAGUUUGGAUUUAUGACGUCAUUAGAAUUGGAAUUGUUUCUGGCUGUACCAAGUUUAGAGUUCAACACUUAUUGGAUCCCUUGCACUUGGUUCAUCAAUCUUCUAAAGGAGGCACGUCAAAGACAGAGAAUUCCUGAUCCACAGGGAUUAAAAUUAAUUAUGGAGGAAUUUAAUGAAUUUCGCACAAAAUGUGGCCUCUUAUGGAGCUAUGAUUGGAUAUCUAUUCCAUUAGUAUACACGCAAGUGGUGACACUGGCAACAUACAGUUUCUUUGCCGUUGCUUUAAUAGCUCGCCAAUACAUCGACGGUAAAGAAAAACAAUUCCAAUUGCAGAUCGACGUUUAUGUACCUGUUUUUACGAUUUUGCAGUUCUUCUUCUUCGUAGGAUUAUUGAAGGUAGCCGAACAAUUAAUUAAUCCCUUUGGCGACGAUGACGAGGAUUUUGAAUUAAAUUGGAUAAUUGAUCGUCAUACUAAGGUAUCGUAUCUUGGAGUGGAUACUCUUAUGAAUCGAUGUCCGCCGUUAGUUAAGGACAUUUACUUCGACGAUGAAAAUCUGGUUCUACCAUAUACGGAAGCAGCGGCGGCUUACAAGAAGAAAACAUAUCGUGGCAGUGUGGCAAAUAUGACUGUUCCCGAAGAGAAACAAAGCAUGUUCUUACCAAAUGUUAUGGAAGAAGAAGAGGAGGAAGUUAUGAAACAGUCACUUCAUACAUCGAGUAUAAGUUUAGCUACUCAUAAUAAUGAUAGCCCAUUAAGCGAAACACGCCAGAUCAGCCGGCGCCCUGAUACACCUACGAAGAUUGCUCAAAGUUGUCCUGAAACAGUUUUACAAUUUGAUUUUCAAGAACCGUCGUCGUCGUUUGACGAGCCGGUGAAGAGAGUUUCAUCCUUCGCGAAGUAUUCGGCAUCGCGAAUCGAUCCGAAUCGAAAACCAUUUUUUACGAUAUCUAGAAGCCCCAAAGUCGUUAUGCAGCCCUCAUCUAAUGGAUCCUAUUUAUCAAAAUCUGUCAGACAAAUUAUUGACACGCCUAUAGUAUAUAGUCAUGAUAUUAACCCGUGGAAGGAGUAUGCUCCAAGUGUAUCGUACCAACCCUCGUUAGAAACCUUAGUUGCAGAUCAAACUGCAAGAACGGAGGGACACUGUGAUUUCGAGAAUAUGCAUCCAUCUAAUAAUUUCAGUACGUUUACAAAUGAUAGUCCUCGUUCGAAUGCAUGCCAGUCUGAAUCUCAUGCCGACGCGUGUCAUUUACAACUACCAGAAACAAACUUAUCAACUUUACUGUGCGCAACACCGCAGGGCAGAGGUCUCAAGCGAGUUGUGAGAAGACACAAAUCGAUGGAGAUUGUUAAAAAGAAAGGCAUACAAUGGAAACAAAUUAUGAAAAUGCAACAUAGAAAAAAGGGAGACGACGUGCUAGCGAUCGAAGAAGUAUUGUGUCAAACGAGGAGCUCGCCAAAUUUGAAACACUUGGACAAUGACUCGUUGAAUACAAGCAAAGACAAACACGACGACGACAUAAAUUCCACCGAUAAAGGAAAAUAAGACUAAAACUCGAAAAUGUAUACAUGUGAUAGCAAUUACGAAGUGUAGAGAAUGUAAAACAAUGUAGAAAUUUGUUACCAUUUGUUGUUCAAUGACAUAAUUUGACCAAACAUUUCAUACAAAUCUCAUUCAUUAUUUAUAUAUGUAUGUAUAUUUCAAUGUUAUCGCAUAAAAGGUUUACGUCACCUUUACGGUAAAAGGUUCACAUUUUUUGUUACAAAAUAAUGGUUUUACUUUUUCAAAAUAAUAAAGAACGAAUCCCAUCGAAAAAUCGUAAUAAUUACAAAAAUAUGAUGCUUAAAGUAAUAGUUUAUGUAUAAGUGCUGACGUGUCGGACCAAAAAUAAAAAAAUUCGUAAAAGUACCCCCUGUUUUGUCGCAAUCAAAGUGACGUAAUUCCUUCGGUAUAAUUAUACUUAAGGAAAACCAAUGCCGCUUUUCGUAGUAUCAGAUAUCAGAAAUUAAUAUUUUUUACUAUCGUUUUAGUACGAUAUUAAACAACAUUAAGGGAAUAAUAUUAAAUUUAAUAAUUACAACAUUGAUAUCAUGCGUAAGAUAUUGUUAAAAUGUAAAAAAAUGUAAUCACAUAUUCAGAAUAUAUAUAUUGUCGAAUUAAUAAACACUAAAAAUAUUUAGACUAUACAAAAGCUGCAUCAACAUUUAAUGCGCAUGCACAUUAAUUCUCCAAUUAUAUAUAAAAAAACGAUUUAAUC